Messenger RNA from Megalobrama amblycephala (Wuchang bream), 3159 nucleotides. RefSeq names its product NACHT, LRR and PYD domains-containing protein 3-like. The transcript is spliced from 8 exons. The record is from RefSeq and is a predicted model, not a curated record. Lineage: Eukaryota; Metazoa; Chordata; Actinopteri; Cypriniformes; Xenocyprididae. Gene Ontology annotation, molecular function: protein binding. The coding region runs from base 22 to 2694 and encodes 890 amino acids.
CCAGAGUCCAGCUGUGUGUCUAUGAGGAGUGACGCGUCUAUGGAUCCGCUGUUAAAGUUUAAGAGUGGAAAUACACAGAAUGAUCUGAGUUCAGUUCAUCAGAAGAGAUCGGAACCAGAGUCCAGCUGUGUGUCUAUGAGGACUGACGAGUCUAUGGAUCAUCAAAUACAUUUUCUGAGUGGAGAUACACAGACUGAUCUGAGCCAUGAAGUCCUCAACAUGUUUAGAUCAAAUCUGAGGAAGAAGUUUGAGUGUUUGUAUGAGGGAAUAUCAAAGCAGGGAAACCCAACACUCCUGAAUGAGAUCUACACAGAGCUCUACAUCACAGAGAGUGAAAGUGGAGAGAUCAAUAAUGAGCAUGAGGUGAGACAGAUUGAGACACUGUCCAGGAGAGCAGAAACAGAGGACACACCGAUCAAAUGCAAUGACAUCUUUAGACCUUUACCUGGACAAGACAAACCCAUCAGAACUGUGCUGACAAAGGGAGUCGCUGGCAUUGGAAAAACAGUCUCUGUGCAGAAGUUCAUCCUGGACUGGGCUGAAGGGAAAGAGAAUCAGGACGUCCAGCUCAUAUUUCCACUUCCUUUCAGAGAGCUCAACUUGAUGAAGGACAAAACACUCAGUCUUUCAGAUCUUCUUCAUGUCUUUUUCCCUGAAACAAAAGAAAUGGAAAUAUCCAGUGACAGAUAUAAAGUGUUGUUCAUCUUUGAUGGUCUGGAUGAGUGUCGUCUGUCUCUGGAUUUUCAGAGCGAUGUGAGGUUGUGUGAUGUGACUGAAUCAGCCUCAGUGGACGAGCUGCUGAUGAACCUCAUUGCGGGGAAUCUGCUUCCCUCUGCUCUCAUCUGGAUCACCUCCAGACCAGCAGCAGCUGAUCUCGUCCCCUCUGAGUGUGUCCAUCGAGUGACAGAGGUACGAGGCUUCAGUGAGCCACAGAAGGAGGAAUACUUCAGGAAGAGAAUCAGUGAUCAGCGUCUGGCCGACAGGAUCAUCUCACACCUGAAGAAAUCAAGGAGCCUCUUUAUUAUGUGUCAAAUCCCAGUUUUCUGCUGGAUCUCAGCCACUGUUCUAGAGAAGAUGUUGAGUGAAGCAGAGAGUGGAGAGAUUCCCAAGACUCUCACUCAAAUGUACACACACUUCCUGAUCCUUCAGACCAACAUCAAACAUGACAAGGACUAUGAGAAGAACGUGAAAGAUGAAGAUAUGAUCCUCAAACUGGGGAAAGUGGCUUUUCAGCAGCUUGUGAAAGGAAACCUGAUCUUCUAUGAGGAAGACCUGAGAGAGUGUGGCAUUGAUGUGAGAGAAGCAUCAGUUUACUCAGGAUUGUGCUCUCAGAUCUUCAGAGAGGAGUUGGGCUUGUAUCAGGGGAAAGUCUUCUGCUUUGUUCAUCUGAGCAUUCAGGAACAUCUAGCAGCUCUAUAUGUGCAUCUCUCCUUUAUAAACAAGAACAUCAAUGUGUUUGACCAAAUCUUCAAACAGAGUUUGCGAUUGAACGUUAAGGACAUGUUUAAACAUGUUUCAUUAUCUGAGCUGCAUCAGAGAGCUGUGAAUGAGGCUCUACAGAGUAAAAAUGGACAUCUGGAUCUUUUCCUGCGGUUUCUUCUUGGUCUGUCAGUAAAGUCUCAUCAGGUUCUCCUACAAGGACUAAUGAAACAGACAAGAAGCAGAUCUGACAGCAAUGAGGAAACCACUGAGUUCAUCAAGAUGAAGAUCAGCACCAUUGACUCUCCUGAGAAAUCCAUCAAUCUGUUCCACUGUCUGAAUGAACUGGGUGAUCAUUCACUAGUGGAGGAAAUACAACAGUAUCUGAAAUCCAGAACAAUAAAGGAAGCCAAACUCUCUUCAUCUCAGUGGUCAGCUGUAGUUUUUGUGUUGUUGACAUCAGAUAAGAUGCUGGAUGUGUUUGAUCUUAAUAAUUUUGUUAAAAGAAACAAUAAAACUGAAAAACUAAAGGUUAUUCAGAAGCUGCUGCCCGUGAUGAAAGAAUCCAGAUCAGUUCAAUUGAGUGAUUGUGGCGUCACAGAGGAAGGUUGUGCAGCUCUGAUUUCAGCUCUGAGAUCAAACCCCUUACACCUGAGAGAACUGGAUCUGUCGUGGAGUAAAAUAGGAAAAUCAGUGAAUCUGCUGUCUGAUGUACUACAGGAUCCUAACUGUAAACUGGAAAAACUGGGAUUGAGUGAUUGUGGCGUCACAGAUGAAGGUUGUGCUGCUCUGACUUCAGCUCUGAGAUCAAACCCCUCACACCUGAAAGAACUGGAUCUGACUGGGAAUAAAAUAGGAAAAUCAGUGAAUCUGCUGUCUGAUGUACUACAGGAUCCUCACUGUAAACUGGAGAUACUGCGGUUGAGAUAUUGUGGAGUUACAGAUGAAGGAUGUGCUGCUCUGACUUCAGCUCUGAGAUUAAACCCCUCACACCUGAGAUUACUGAGUCUGUCUGUGAAUAAACUAGGAAAUUCAGGAGUCACGCUGCUGUCUGGUGUACUGGAGGAUCCUCACUGUAAACUGGAGAUACUGUGGUUGAGGGAUUGUGGCGUCACAGAUGAAGGUUGUGCUGCUCUGGCUUCAGCUCUGAGAUCAAACCCCUCACACCUGAGAGAACUGGAUCUGUCUGUAAAUAAACUAGGAAAAUCAGGAGUGAAGUUGCUGUCUGAUUUGAAGGAUGAUCCACAUUAUAAUCUGGAGACAUUAUACUAUUGACUCUCAGUAUUUAGACGUCAGUUCAGUUUCCUCAGGAUCAGCUGACGGUGAAUAAGGAGCCACUACAGAGUUGAAGACACAGAGACACACAGCGAUCACACUGACAUGUGUGCUUGAAUUUUAUAGUAAUGACUCAUGAAAAUGAGGGCUGAAAAUAGCAACUUUUAUUUGUUGCAAAUUUGUUAGAUAUUAUAAUGUGGAUGGUGUAAAACUCAAAAUACACGGCAAGUCAUUAAAGCAAACUGAAAAAAACAAGCCAUAGACAGAUUUAUUGUGCAAUACAGACAAUGUUGGGAAAAGUUUUUUACAAGUUUCAUUAAAGAGUCUGACUACAGAAGAGACAGAUGUUGUAAAUUUGUCUACAAGCAGGGGGCGACAAAAAUUACGCAAAUAAUUUCACUGAACAUUUCUUUCUGUAAAAUAUUUUUUAUUAUUUAUUUGUGUAUAUGAUGAUCUAUUAAAGUU